Molecule: messenger RNA, 2078 nt
Organism: Callorhinchus milii (elephant shark)
Lineage: Eukaryota; Metazoa; Chordata; Chondrichthyes; Chimaeriformes; Callorhinchidae
Gene: mnat1
Product: MNAT1 component of CDK activating kinase
Exons: 8
Coding region: 27-959 (310 amino acids)
Biological process (GO): positive regulation of cyclin-dependent protein serine/threonine kinase activity; nucleotide-excision repair; regulation of transcription by RNA polymerase II
Cellular component (GO): transcription factor TFIIH holo complex
Molecular function (GO): cyclin-dependent protein serine/threonine kinase activator activity
Source: RefSeq, a predicted model, not a curated record
CGGGAGGGAGGGGGAGAAGGGGGAAGAUGGAUGAUGACCAGGGCUGUCCGAGGUGUAAGACCACCAAAUAUCGCAACCCCUCGCUCAAACUGAUGGUCAAUGUGUGCGGCCACACGCUUUGCGAAAGUUGUGUGGAACUGCUGUUUGUUCGAGGCUCUGGAAACUGUCAGGAGUGUAACACACCACUCCGAAAGAGCAACUUCCGAGUGCAGCUCUUUGAGGAUCCAACAGUGGACAAGGAAGUAGAGAUUCGCAAGAAAGUGCUGAAAGUAUACAACAAAAGAGAAGAAGACUUUCCCAGUCUCUGUGAAUACAAUGACUUUCUUGAAGAGGUGGAGGAUAUUGUUUAUAAUAUGACCAACAAUGUGGAUUUGGAGAAUACUAAAAGAAGAAUGGAACAAUACCAGAGAGACAACAAGGAAGUUAUUUACAAGAAUAAGAUAAAAUUGACUCGGGAGCAAGAUGAGCUGGAAGAGGCCUUAGAACUUGAACGUCAGGAGAAUGAGCAAAGACGGUUGCGUUUACUAAAAGAAGAACAAAUGCAACAAUUGGCAAAAAAGAAGAAUAAGCAGGCUCUGUUGGAUGAGCUGGAGAGUUCUCAACUGCCAGCCAGCAUGCUUUUGGCUCAGCAUAAGGACCGGACUGCACAGUUGGAAUCGCAGUUGGAAACACAACGACAGGUCAAAUCCGUCACGUUCUCAACAGGCAUCAAAAUGGGUCAACAAAUAUCCUUGCAGCCACCACCAAAGAUAGAAGAGGCAUUAUAUGUUUACCAGCCAAUGCAAGUGGAGACAUAUGGGCCUAAAGUUCCAGAAUUUGAGCUGCUCGGGAGGCUUGGGUACCUGAACCAUGUACGUGCUGCUACACCGCAAGAUCUUGCUGGAGGCUACUCUUCUUCACUUGCAUGUUACCGUGCGCUACAAGAUGCAUUUAGUGGUCUCUUCUGGCAGCCCAGUUAGCCAUUUUUCCUAACUAAGAGAGAAGGCUUCAUGAUAGCUAUUGGAUUGAUACCAGUAGCUUUGACAGCCAGAUUUCUAUAAAACCAACUGUCAGCAACGCCACUGUUGAAUGGAAAACUGACACACAGCCAAAGAACUUAAACUUGGACAGCUGUUAGGAGACAGCAGCUGUAUUAAACUGAAAAAGAUUAGCAUUUUCUAUUUAAAAGGAGUGUGUCAAGAUCCUCUUACAGGAAGAAGGAGGCGCAGGCUAAACACUGUUGGUCACAAAUGUGUAAGCACCACUUGAUAAGAGUGUUUGACAUCUGAGAACUCAAGGUUGAGGAAGCACAAGUGUUUCACACAACAACAGUCCAAGAUGAUAGCAUUCCUAGUGUUCAUGGGAGUGACCUGUACAAAGAUAUGCAGUCCCUUUGCUUGUCCAAUCAACUGUAACAGUUUUCAUUUAUUUUGAUUAAAAUUCCUUGGUUCCUUUUUAAAUCCUGAGCUCCAUUAAUCACUUCAAUCUUAAUAUAAGUUAAAAGGUAAUUCUAAAUACAUAAGUGGUGCUGUGAAAUCCCAAAGUUCUAAUGUCGUUAUUAUAUACUUCUAUGCUGCAACUCUGGGAGUUACUAUUUACCAACCCAUUUCAACAUUAAUUAACCAAACAUAACUUGCUGAAAUUGUACUUAGAGUAAUUGAAAAGGAGUUGUUUUGAUUAGAUUUGAAUGAAUUAACUUACAUUUCCCGCAUCCUAAUACAGUACUGACUUGCCUUGAGUUUGAGAAAUGUUUGAAACAGCUGUGUACAACAUCCAGAUUUAGUUUUUUUCACAAAUGUCUGAGAUGCAUUUUUAACACAAGAAAGUUUGUAUCAUUGAUAUUAUCCCAAUAGAUACCAUAAUAAACAUACAACAGUUACCAUGUAUAUUCAGUAAAGAUACUUGGUAUUCUUAAAAGUCCAAAGGAAAGUAGUUUAUUUUCAACGUACUCUCCCGAGUGAGGUAAACACCCUCUAAGUAUAUCCUUUCUAAGAUUGAGUGUCCAAAACUCAACUCCAAACGAUGUCUGGCCAGUAUUCUAUAUAAACCCAGCUUGACCUUUUAUAUUCCAGAUCUUUUAUAAUAAAAGCCCAUAAUCA